This is a messenger RNA of Ceratotherium simum simum (southern white rhinoceros), 979 nucleotides long. RefSeq names its product uroplakin 2 (gene UPK2). Gene Ontology annotation, biological process: epithelial cell differentiation. The record is from RefSeq and is a predicted model, not a curated record. NCBI's taxonomy places the organism in Eukaryota, Metazoa, Chordata, Mammalia, Perissodactyla, Rhinocerotidae. Gene Ontology annotation, cellular component: apical plasma membrane.
UCAGGAAGCCACAUCCUGCUAUCAUCUGUUCCUGCUCCCAGCCCAGCUAUGGCAGCCCCGCUGCCCAUCCGGACCUUGCCCUUGAUCCUGGUUCUGCUGGCUCUCCUGGCCCCAGGAGCUGCAGCAGACUUCAACAUCUCAAGCAUCUCUGGUCUACUGUCCCCGGCGCUAACAGAGAGCCUGCUAGUUGCCUUGCCCCCCUGUCACCUCACAGGGGGCAACGCCACACUGAUGGUCCGGAGAGCUAAUGACAGCAAAGUGGUGAAAUCUAGCUUUGUGGUGCCUCCAUGCCGUGGGCGCAGGGAGCUGGUGAAUGUGGUGGACAGUGGGGCUGGCUUCACGGUCACCCGGCUCAGUGCAUACCAGGUGACAAACCUGGUGCCAGGAACCAAAUACUACAUUUCCUACCUAGUGACAAAGGGGGCAUCCACUGAGUCCAGCAGAGAGAUCCCAAUGUCCACACUCCCUCGAAGGAAGAUGGAAUCCAUUGGGCUGGAAAUGGCCCGGACAGGGGGCAUGGUGGUCAUCACAGUGCUGCUCUCUGUUGCCAUGUUCCUGCUGGUCGUGGGCUUCAUCAUCGCCCUGGCACUGGGUGCCCGAAAGUGAGGAGGUCUGCACCGGGCAGUGGGCUCCUCCAGGAAGUCUAGGGCACUGUCCAUGUCCCCGGCCCACGGCUUCACCUUUUGCUCCUGCCUCCUCUCCUGAAAAGACUGUCUGCUCCCAGGCCUCAGUCACCGGGCUUUGGCUCCUUCGGUGCCUUCACGUCCUCUCCCUGCCUGCUCUCCCCUGAAGCCCUUUCCGCCCUCUGUCUCUCUCUUUGUCCCCUAACCCUCCCCUUCCCCCAACACUCUCUGUUAUUCCCUUCACCCACUCCUGUCAGAACUGAUUCUCCUCCCAUUUCACCUCUUUAACCACCCGCCCCCAACAACAAUUCAGCCCUCCCUCGGUGAACUAAGUCCCUACAAUAAAGUCUGAUGCC